AUGCUCUUGUUUGAACACCGCCUGGCUGAAAGAGGAUGCUUGCUGCUCUGGCUGCUCCCGUCCAUCCUCCGAGCCCAGUCUAAUGGGGAGGCGAGACCCAGGUCCACGCCGUGCCAGCAGAGCCCCACAAAGGUCUCUUGCAAAGGAGUUGGCCUCAGCAAGUUCCCAAAGGAGCUUAGCCAAGGAGUCAAGUACCUCGAACUCUCCAACAACUUCAUCCGAAACCUGUCGGGCAGCCCCAUGCGGGGGUUUGGGCAGCUCGAGUACCUGGCCGUGUGCUCCAACCAGCUGGAAGCCGUGUCGGACGCAACGCUGGCUCAGCUGCCCCGGCUGCGCUCACUCCUGCUGGGAUCGAACCGCUUGGACCGCAAUUACCGGGCGAACGGGCGAGCCUUCCGGCUGCUCAGGAACAUAGAGGUCCUGGACCUGUCGGCAAAUAACCUGGAGAGCCACAUGGCCGGCUGGUACAUCCGCAACCUCACCAGGCUGCGGAGGCUGGAUCUCUCCGGGAACAGGAUGAGCCGGCUGCUGGCGGGGAUUUUCCGGAGCACGCCAUGGCUGCGGGAACUGGACCUCAGCAACAACUACAUCAUGGAAAUCGAGGAGGGAGUGUUUGAGGUUCUGGGAGAGCUGGAAGUGGUAAACUUGGCUUUGAAUUCCCUCCAUUGUCUCUCUGGCUUCAGCCUCACGCAGCUGCGAGUGUUAAAUCUCAGCCACAACGCCCUGGAGCUCUUCGGCGCGGAGGAUGGAGCGGAGCCCUACCUGCUCCGAGUGCUCGACUUGAGCUGGAACAGGCUCCUCGAUUUCCCAGAGCUCCCCAAAGCCCAUUAUCUCACACACUUAAACCUCUCCAACAACCUUAUUGCUUCCCUGCUCCCCAGCUCACGCCAUCCAGGGGAGUUCAUCCUUCGCUACGAGGAGAUGGCAAGGUUCAACCGGACCCUGCGCACCGCGGCGGGGCUGACGCACAUCGCUGACCUGGAUCUCAGCAAUAACCACCUCCAGCUGUUCCCAUUUUCCUUCUUCCACAGCCUGAGCUCCCUGCACAGACUCAGCCUGGCUGGGAACUGUCUCCAGGAUGUAGCUGGGGAGCCUCUCGCCGGCGGCAUGGAGCCCACCGACCGCUCGCCGGAGCACGCUGCCCUCUCCGUGCGCCAGCUGGACCUCCACGACAAUGCCCUCCGCGUGCUGCCGCGCUGGUUUUUCCAUUCCCUGCCCCAGCUGGAAACCAUCGACCUGGGCUCCAACAACCUCCAGCCUUGCGGGAGCCAGGGGAGUGAUCCAGGAGGGAUGUCGGGAGGGGGGUCUCACGUCCCAGCCCCAGGGGGCACCUGCACCCCCUUCUACAACCUGCCUGGCUUGAAGCACCUGAGCCUUUGCAAGAACAACAUCACCAGGCUGCAGCCCUACACCUUCAACCAGACCCCGCUGCUCUCGCUGGACCUGUCGGGGAACAUGGGCUUGUUCCUGCCUCGGGAAGCCCUGGGGGGGUUGGAGUUCUCCCUGCAGAAACCAGAUGGGUGCCAGCAGGACGGAGCUCCCCUGCCUGCGCACGCUCGCAGCCCUGGACCUCUCAGGCAAUAA
Messenger RNA from Pterocles gutturalis (yellow-throated sandgrouse), 1584 nucleotides. Its product is annotated as leucine-rich repeat-containing protein 32-like. Lineage: Eukaryota; Metazoa; Chordata; Aves; Pterocliformes; Pteroclidae. The coding region runs from base 1 to 1584 and encodes 527 amino acids. The record is from RefSeq and is a predicted model, not a curated record. Gene Ontology annotation, molecular function: protein binding. The transcript is spliced from 2 exons.